AUUUUCCCCGGCUGGGCAAACUUGUUGUCUAUAUCUAUCUAUAUAUCUCUCCUCACGCUAAUGUGAGGUGCAAGAAUAUAUUUUGCAAGAUGUAAAUCGUGGUUGGGAAGAAGAAGAGGUUUAUGUUUUCGCUCGUGGCGAGUGAGAGACGUGUGCGCGUUACAAAGCUUUUAAGCUCAACUUCGACGACUCGCUUUCACGGAGUUACGUAAAUCUAAGAGAAACGAAAAAAAAGAGGAGAAAAUAAAAGGCCCAUAAAAAAAAAGUAGCAUCUCGUCAACUUCAUUCACGAUGAGGAAGACGUCGUUCGAUAAUCCCAGUAAUACAAGACGGAAUAUUUUGAGUAAUUCAUCUUACAAUUACACAUCGACUGUAAAUAAAGAUGCAGAUUACAAACGUCUGAAUUACAAAUCCCAGGAGAGCAGCAGUUUUCUACAAAAAAGUGUCUCAGCAGACAAUGUUGUAGUUCGCACAAGGGGAUUUAAACCCUCCGACAGACACGAUCCAGCGAAACGAAAUUUUCUCGAAAAACUCACUUCUAAAAUACUUCACUUCGAUAUGGAAAGCGGAGAGAGGACUCCAAUAAAUUUACAAAAAUUGCUCACUCCAGCUACAGAUGGAAAUGAAAAGACGCACGUUAAAAAUAAAGAAAAAAUGUUCGCCUCUUCGUACUUCUACGCUCCCUCUCAUCCAACGGUCGAGGAUCAAGUAGAAUUAGCCCGAAGAAUUUCAAAUUCAUUGAGCGAUGUGAAGAAUAUGAAAAGCAAAGGACAAUCGAUGUAUGUCAAUCGAAAAAAACGAUCUGUAAAGUGGAUUCACGAGGGCAAUGGAACUGAAGAGGAAGACGACUCUUCUACUCCGUUGCAUAAGGACAAACUUUCUUUGAAGUGUUUAAUGAAUCCUUGCGGAAAGGUCCUCGACAUUAAUGGAAUUCAGGCUCUGGGAGAGGAAGUUAAUAUUGAAUCAUUUCCUUCUCAUCCGGAAAAGCUGUUCGAUAUUGUUCGUGACUUGAAUAAUCAAAGAGGCCGGGGAGCUGAAAUUUUUGCAAAACGUAGAAAAAGGUCGGAGAAAUGGGUGGUGGAUAAGGAACAACCUCAGACACCAACUACACCUGUUUAUCCAAAAACACCAACUUAUCCAACAAAACAGGAAUUUCACGAAAAAACGAAUUACUUGAAUCAAUCGUCCGUGAGUCCACAGACUCCAUUGUCGUCAUUUGAUAAUAAACCAUUUUAUAAUCCUUUUACCGUGGAUUUAACAACUGGAAAUUCAAAUUUACAAUGUGCAGGCCAGGAACGACAAACUCGAGGCAAUAAAAAUCUAGAGAACGGGGUGAACAGGACCACCGACGUGAAGAAAAUUUAUCUUCGGGAAGUGGCUGUUGGUACAGAGUCUGAACUUCCUCACGAAGAUUGUGACCAAUUUUUGGGAAAAUCAAAACGAAUGUCCUUCAACAACGAGGACCACCAACGUUCGCGUGCCUUUGUUAAUACUAACGGGCAUCAACGCCACAAAUCAGCCUUUUCCAAUAAUUCUAAUCAUCAUUCUAAAUCAAAUGGCAUUUCUAAUGGUUCUCAUCAUCAUCAUAAUCAUCACGUGAAAGCAAAUGGCCAUUCCUAUCUCUAUCCAAAAUCCAAUCACUACGUGAAAAAUAAUUCCAGACCAAGUUCAAAUUCCACUUAUAAUUCAAGACCAAAUUCCAAUUCGCAUUAUAAUUCCAAUUCAAAAUCAAAAUCAAAGUACUAUUCCCAUCCUACAAAUUCAAAGUUUAAUUCAAAGACGAGCAAUAAUUACAAAAAAUCAUCAACUUGCGAGACGAAUGGUAAAUUAAUAAGAAAUAAUUUUAGAAACGGAAAUAGUGAGGAUAGUGAGGAGAGUGAUUACACCCCGGUUCCGGUGAAGCAACUGAUUCAGGAAUUCGAAAAAACUUGCCGACCCGUUUUGCAGUAUAAGCAAUUGAGUCCAAAGGUGAUUCCCAUCAGUAGGCAGAACGAUAUUUCGAGAUUUUUUGAGAACACAUCAGUUCCGAGUAAGUACGAGGUUUGCUGUCGAUUAUCAUCGGACAGAGAGGACGAGAUUUUCGAGAGGGAAAGUUUGGAUUCUUGUCGAAGCAACGGUUCGUUAUCGUCUGAGGAAUUGGACGAUGAAUCAUUGGACGAUUCACUGUCGUCUAUGAACUAUUAUCAAUUUGAGGGGAGAAAGCCAAUUUGUGAGGAGAAUUUUCAACCGAUUCAGAAGGGAAAUAAUAGAAGUGCAUCGAUGUCGAUGGUUGAUGAGUAUUAUCGCCGACAGAUUAUGGAUUCGGACGAGGAUCAGGAGGAGAGUUUAAUUAUCAGUGAAUCCAGUGAAUUCAUUGAGAUUCAGACGGAAAUUCAGGAGGAGAGAAAACCGAGAGUACUCGCCAUGGUUGGCACUCAGGAUGAUAUUUUGGAUACGAUUAAACAUUUGAGGAAUACUCCGGUUGUCAAUAAUCUUGUCUCGGCUGAUUGCGAGUUUGGUAUUGGCGGCUUGAACGUUGAUGAUGGUGGUAAAUUGUACGACGGUAUUGGCUACCAGGGUCCAAAGAUAUCGAGCUACCAGAAUUUGGCCAAUUACAAUACGGCGCCACGUGGUUGGGAUCAAUCGCUCUCGUUUUAUCGACCAAUUAAAUUUGAGAAGCCACCCGAAAAAUUGGUCUAUUCUGAUUUUUAGUCAUACGAUUUGUUUUUUGUUUUCGUAUGACACGGUAUGUUUUCCCAAUUUCGUAAUUUAAGUGUCUGCUAUACGCUAAAAUAAAUUUCCUUCAUCGCCUGUGACAAAACAAAACUUUCUGUUUAAAUGAAAGUUUUUUUAUCAUCACAUUUCAAUGAGAG
Molecule: messenger RNA, 2852 nt
Organism: Leptopilina heterotoma
Lineage: Eukaryota; Metazoa; Arthropoda; Insecta; Hymenoptera; Figitidae
Product: GATA zinc finger domain-containing protein 14
Exons: 10
Coding region: 292-2691 (799 amino acids)
Biological process (GO): positive regulation of actin filament bundle assembly
Cellular component (GO): Z disc; nucleus; actin cytoskeleton
Molecular function (GO): actin binding
Source: RefSeq, a predicted model, not a curated record